AUGUUCGCGCACACCGUGCUCGUGGCUGCACUCCUCCCGCUGACGCUUGCGUCGCCGCUCGCUACGCGCAACAUGCAUGUCCUCGCCCGCAGGUCGGGGCCCCCGGCGGGCUUCUCCGUGGCAGGUGCCGCCUCACCUGACGCCGUGCUCAACCUCCGCGUUGCACUCACCCAGAGCAACCCGGCUGGCCUGGAAGAUGCAUUAUACGACGUCAGCACGCCCUCGAGCGCGAAUUAUGGCAACCACCUGACCAAGGAGGAGGCUGCUGCAUUCGUCGCACCCACCCAAGAGGCGACCGCCGCUGUCACCAGCUGGCUAAACAACAACGGGGUGAACUACACAACACUUACCCCGGCCGGUGACUGGCUCAGCCUGACCGUGCCUGUCAGCCAAGCCAACGAGCUAUUUGGUGCACAGUUCAACGUCUACACUCACGAAACCACCGGGCAGCAGGCCGUCCGCACUAUGUCGUACGCCGUCCCACAGACCCUCGCGGCGCACCUCACUGUUGUCUACCCGACCACCACGAAGGGCAAGGCUGGCGGUAAAGCGGGCGGCAAGGCGAACUCCACGUCGUCCGCAUCGGGCGUUGCGGCAUCGUGCGCGAAUACGGUUACGCCUGCCUGCCUUCAGAGCCUCUACGGCAUCCCGACCACUCCAGCCACGCAGUCGUCCAACCAGUUGGGCGUCAGCGGUUUCAUUGACCAGUUUGCGAAUCAGGCGGACUUGAAAACAUUCCUGACGGCACUGCGCCCGGAUCUCUCUUCAUCGACUACCUUCUCCGUGCAGACCCUUGAUGGCGGAGAGAACUCACAGACAGCCCAAGACGCUGGCACGGAGGCUAACCUGGACACUCAGUAUACCGUUGGGCUUGCCACAGGCGUGCCCACGACGUUCAUCUCUGUCGGCGAGAAGAAUCAGGACGGCGAUCUGGGAGGCUUCCUCGAUAUCAUGAACUUCCUUCUGAACGAGAAUGACCCGCCAGCUGUCCUCACAACGAGCUACGGCGAUAACGAAGAUGCCAUCCCUGUCGGCAUGGCAGAUAACUUGUGCAAUGCAGUCGCACAGCUCGGAGCGCGGGGCGUGUCAGUCCUCUUUGCGUCGGGCGACGGUGGCGUCUCGGGCUCUCAAGCUGCCCAAUGUACUGACUUUGUGCCCACGUUCCCGUCCGGCUGCCCCUACCUGACGUCCGUCGGCGCUACGACGGGCAACUCGCCCGAAACCGCUGCAUCCUUCUCCGCGGGCGGCUUCUCGAACUACUUCGGCACGCCGUCUUACCAAGCGACCGCAGUCUCCACAUACCUCAAGACGCUUGGAAACACUAAUGCGGGCCUGUUUAACGCAAGCGGGCGCGGGUAUCCUGACGUCAGUACCCAGGGGGUGAACUUCGAGAUCGUUGUCGACGGGAGUGCGGGGACGGUCGACGGCACGAGCUGCGCGAGCCCGACGUUUGCGAGCGUAAUCGCGCUUUUGAACGACCAGCUCGUCGCUGCGGGGAAGAGCACGCUCGGGUUCUUGAACCCCUGGCUAUACAGCACCGCGGCGAGCGCGCUGACCGAUAUCACGAGCGGAGACAACCCGGGAUGCAACACGAACGGUUUCCCUGCAGUCACUGGAUGGGAUGCGGUCACCGGUCUCGGGACGCCAAAUUUCGCGAAGCUGCAGGCCGCUGCUGGGCUUUGA
Molecule: messenger RNA, 1683 nt
Organism: Postia placenta MAD-698-R-SB12
Lineage: Eukaryota; Fungi; Basidiomycota; Agaricomycetes; Polyporales; Adustoporiaceae
Exons: 8
Coding region: 1-1683 (560 amino acids)
Biological process (GO): proteolysis
Molecular function (GO): serine-type endopeptidase activity; tripeptidyl-peptidase activity
Source: RefSeq, a predicted model, not a curated record